Molecule: messenger RNA, 2017 nt
Organism: Pseudopipra pipra
Lineage: Eukaryota; Metazoa; Chordata; Aves; Passeriformes; Pipridae
Product: C-type lectin domain family 2 member B-like
Exons: 6
Coding region: 156-848 (230 amino acids)
Source: RefSeq, a predicted model, not a curated record
ACAGCUGGGUUUAGUGAGGCUUUUGCUGCUGUGGGGUUGGUUUGAGUGUCUGCUGCGGGGUUGGGCUGGUUUGUCAUUUUUGCUGCUUCUUCAGUGGUUUUGUUGGGGCUUUUUCAGCCCCUUGUUGCUGACAGAGUUGCUUCUCGGGAAGAGAAAUGAGAAAAUCGUGGUGCAAAGAGAUGUCUGUUCAGCUCGGGACAGACCCUGCCCUGUCAGGGCUGCCCCAAGAGCCAAAUUCUUCAAGCCAGGAAGAAACACUGAACACCUGCAGUGAUCCAGAGAAACAGUGUGAAUGUGGGUCCUACAGAACUGAGUCAGACCGGAGAACAUCCCCCAAGGUGUGUGUUCUCACUCAGAGUGUGUCCCUGGGGAUCCUCAGCUUGAGCCUGGUCGUGGCACUGACUGUUCUCUGUGUGAGACCCCGGUUCUCUGAGCUGGAAUUCUCCCACGUGUGCCCAGACACCUGGCCUGGUUUCCAAGGAAAAUGUUAUCAUUUUUCUGAGGCUGAGGGCAACUGGACCACGGGCUGGACAAGGUGUGAGGCCCUGGGAGCUUCCCUGGCCACCAUAAGCACGAGGGAGGAACUGCGCUUCCUUCUGCGCUAUAAAGGCGAAGCAAACCACUGGAUCGGGCUGGGAAUGAGGGAUAAUGGCUGGGAGUGGAUCAAUGGCACGGCCUUGAACGGCAGGUUUGAGGUGCGGGGUGAGGGACCCUGUGGGUACCUGUACUAUUGGUGGAUCAGUUCGUCCCUGUGCCACACGGAGAAGAACUGGAUCUGCAGCUGCCCCAAUGACUAUGUCCUGUGGAAGGGGAAAUUAGGAGACCCCAAAACAGGAGUUUCACCCUAGAUCUCCAACCAGAUGAGGGAGCUUCACCCUAGCACUGCAACUGAAACUGCUGGGGGAACAUCUCAGUUGUCUGGCUGGGAAAUUUUCAUUGAAUAUCUCAAAAAUAUCUUGUAUUGGAAGGCACCUCACAAGGAUCAUGGAGUCCAACCCUCAGCCCUGCCCAGGCCCAUCCCCAGGAGUCACAGCCUGUGCCCCAGAGGAUCAUCCAAACCCUCCUGGAGCUCUGGCAGCCUUGGGGCCGUGCCCACUGCCCUGGGGAGCCUGGGCAGUGCCCAAACAGCCUUUGGGAAAGAACCUCUUCCUGGGAUCCACCCUGACCCUGCCCUGACACAGCUCCAGCCAUUCCCUGGGGUCGGCAUCCAGAGGGACCUUGAAAGAUCCUCCAGCAAAGCCUUGGACACUGUCUCCCAGGGAACAUUCCUGGAAAAGCUGCAGCCCAUGGCCUGGACAGGGCCCUCUGUGCUGGGUUAGGAACUGGCUGGAAUGUUGGGCCCAGAGAGUGGUGGGAAUGGAGCUGCAUCCAUUUGGGAUCCAGUCACCAGUGGUGUCCCCCAGGGAUCAGCGUUGGGCCCAGUCCUGUUUAAUAUUGUCCUGGGUUUGAAGAGAGAUGUUGGAAUUUUUUUCCCUAGUGUCCCGUUUUCCCCCUGUCCAUCCCCUCCAUCCCCCCCCAUCUGUUUCUCCCUGGAAAGGAGGACUCAGGAGGGGGCGAUGGAGCGGAGCCACAUGCGCCGGGCAGCGCUGGAAUGGGACAGGAGGAGGUUUCCUCUCAGUGCUACCUCAGUAACCUCAGUGCCUUUUGUCAUUGUCACCUCAGUAGCUGGUCUCAAGGAGGUGAACCUGCAGGGACAUGAUGUGGAAGUGGACGUGUGCCUUCGUGGACUAGGGGUUUCUUUCUCCAGAAGUCUUCCUCAUCCUCUAGUUAUAUUUACUGUAUAUUUACAUGCUAGGAGUCUACAUCCAUAACACUGUAUGCACUAUAUUCAAGCACUAUAGUGCUUGAAUGUGCACAUGUGAAGUAUUUUUCCAUUGCUGAAAGCUAUAUGAAUCUGUGAAUGUGAAUGUACAAUGUCCUGAUUGUGGCCUCAGCAGAGUUACUGUAUCAGUGCUGCUGCUGUGCUUCUCUCUCCUUCUCCUUUUAUUCCAUUUGCAUUAAAGUUUUUAGGACCCCA